Molecule: messenger RNA, 2623 nt
Organism: Anopheles darlingi
Lineage: Eukaryota; Metazoa; Arthropoda; Insecta; Diptera; Culicidae
Product: solute carrier organic anion transporter family member 74D-like
Exons: 7
Coding region: 217-2529 (770 amino acids)
Biological process (GO): transmembrane transport; sodium-independent organic anion transport
Cellular component (GO): membrane
Molecular function (GO): protein binding
Source: RefSeq, a predicted model, not a curated record
GUGCGCUGGCCACCGCCAGAAGCCGUCUAGUGGUCGAACGGGGAUGCUGGACGCUCUCCGCGUUGAUUUUCCGCGUGCGUGUGAUCGGAGCACUGAAGAUCCCCUUCAACAGCAGCAGCAAGCCAAGGUGAUGUGCGAGGGAAGCUAAUCGUGUGACUGAAGCAGUAUCUUCUUCCAGCGCUUGGCCAGUGUACGACGGUGUUGUGCCACACUAAAAUGGCCGGUGAAAAGGACGAAUCGGUAGAUGGUGGUGUGGUAGUGGAAGUGAAACCAAACGAACCAACGGAUAGUGUCAGGGAAAGUGAUCAGCAACAAAAUGGAUCGUACGAUCGUGAGCCUGUGCCGGAGCGUAAAUCGAGCUACAAUGGUUACAGUAGCGUUUACAACAAUGGCAAGAAAGCGGAGGAAGCAGAACAGGCCGAGAUGCAGAAGAUGCUACCCCAGGACAUCGAGGAUAUGUAUCGUGAUCUGCCACUGACGAAGGAUACGACCUGCGGUUUGUGGAUGUUUAAAGGACCGCUACUGCAAAGAUUCGCCAACAAGAAGGUGUACGUGUUCAUGUACGGUGUCGUCGGUUGCAUCUUCUCGGCUACGUACGCGUACUUUAAUGGUACGAUCACGACGCUCGAGAAGCGCUACAAGAUACCGAGCAAGAACACGGGCAUCAUCUCGGUGGGGAACGACAUCAGCGCACUGCUGCUGUCCGCCAUCCUUAGCUAUUACGCCGGAAAGGGACAUCGGCCACGCUGGAUCGCGAUGGGGUUGUUGAUGAUUACGGCUUUCUGUUGGCUGACGGCACUACCCCAUCUGUUGUAUGGUCCUGGUGAGGCGGCCCUUUCGUUGACCACCGAGUACGGUGCGACGUACGACGCCAACCAGACGCUGGAGGUGCUGGAAGCCCAGAAAGCAAAGACACUCUGUCGGACGAAUGCAACUCGUGGUGCGGAAUGUGAGAAGGAGGAGGGCAAUCUGGCCCCUCAGGUGGUCCUGUUUCUGGCACAGUUCAUCUCCGGUAUUGGCAGCUCGCUGUACUACACACUCGGCGUCUCGUACAUGGAUGAUAACAUCAAAAAGUCAAAGACACCGGCACUGGUCAGUGUUUCGUACUUUCUGCGGAUGCUUGGACCUGCGAUCGGAUACGCACUCGCUUCCUACUUCCUGAAGCUCUACAUUUCGCCCUCGAUGACACCGACCAUUUCGAAUACGGAUCCAAGAUGGCUUGGGGCGUGGUGGAUGGGUUGGAUCAUUCUCGGGCUCGUGCUAGCCUUUUUCGCCAUCUUUAUUGCGAUGUUCCCGAAGCAGCUGCCGAGGGCGGCCGCACGGAAACGGAUUGCGGCCGAGAAGCAGAAGCUCGGCAUGAAGCUAAGCGAGGCCGUCGAUGGUGGUCGAAGGGAGGAUGAACUGCCGGCUUCGUUUAAGGAUAUGAUGAAAACGUUUAAGCGGUUGCUACGCAACAAGAUUCUGAUGCUGAACAAUAUCGCUUCGGUGUUUUACUUCUUCGGGUACAUGCCGUACUGGAUCUUUACGCCGAAGUACAUCGAGACGCAGUACAAGCAGUCGGCAUCGACCUCGAGCCUUGUGACCGGUACGGUGGCGCUGGUGUUCUCUGCCGUCGGUGUGCUGCUGUCGGGGUUGGUGAUUUCGAAGUACAAACCGAGGGCUCGCUAUAUGGCGGCAUGGAACGUGUUUGUCGGUGUGCUCUCGGUGAUGGGUAUGAUCGCGUACGCUUUUCUCGGUUGUUCAGCGAGCGAGAACUCUGUUAUCGUCAACAUUCCUUCACAAACCGAUCUGACGCCGACCUGUAAUUCGGCUUGCCAGUGCGAUUACGUCAAGUAUUCGCCGGUCUGUGGUGAGGACGGUAAUACGUACAUCUCGGCGUGCCACGCAGGCUGUGGAACCCAAAGUCAACUCGGUGAUCAGAAGAUUUACGGCGAUUGUUCGUGCAUUGCAUCGGUGGUCAACUACACCAGUCCGCUGUUCUUGCAGCAGCUGUCCUCCAAUGCGACCCACACGACCUGGCGGUCUGCCAUAGGGCAAUCGCCUUUGGCCGGUGGGAAAGCCCUCGCUGGACCUUGCCCGAUGGAUUGCUACCGGGAGUUCGUCACCUUCCUGAUCGUGAUGUGUUUCCUGAAGUUCUCGGGGGCGACGGGCCGGGCCAGUAACUUCCUCGUCUCGGUACGGUGCGUCGACGAGCGGGAUAAGGCCGUUUCGAUGGGCUUCGGGAUGAUGGUGCUCAGCCUGAUGUCCUUCAUACCGAGUCCGAUCUUCUUCGGGUUGGUCCUCGACAAGACGUGCCUAGUGUGGGGUAAGACCUGCACCGGGAAGGGCAAUUGCUGGCUGUACGAUGGUGAAACGUUACGCUAUUUGCUGAACUUUAUUGCGGCCGGCUUCGUGCUCGUGGGUACCCUGUUCGACUGUGGUGUUUGGUAUUACGUGAAGGAUCUGAAAAUCUUUGACGAUGAGGUGAAGGACAAGGAGAUUGAGCUGGCGGAAAAGGAGGAAGAGGCCAUCACAGACCGGCCGGCGUGAUGAGAACGCGAUGUUUUUGUAUGUUUACGAUAUACUUUGUUUUUAGCUUUGUUUCGUGUUACUUUUGUAAAUAAACUUGUUAUUAGAGUCCACU